Cantharellus anzutake is the source of this 1203-nucleotide messenger RNA. Its product is annotated as CTLH/CRA C-terminal to lish motif domain-containing protein. The coding region runs from base 1 to 1203 and encodes 400 amino acids. Gene Ontology annotation, cellular component: nucleus; GID complex; cytoplasm. Gene Ontology annotation, biological process: proteasome-mediated ubiquitin-dependent protein catabolic process. Lineage: Eukaryota; Fungi; Basidiomycota; Agaricomycetes; Cantharellales; Hydnaceae. The record is from RefSeq and is a predicted model, not a curated record. Gene Ontology annotation, molecular function: protein binding; ubiquitin protein ligase activity. The transcript is spliced from 6 exons.
AUGAGUGCCUCCAAGGAUAUCAAGGAUAACGACGCAAUACUGAAAGAGCUGGAUAAAUUGGAAUAUCUCUUCCAUGGCUCUUCUGAAGCACCUAAAGUCGUUUCCGUCAAGUCCAAGUCGUCAUCUAUUCCCAAGUCGCUUGACGGUCUACUCGCAGCCCUUGGGGAUGCGAAGCGUCAAUUGGCGUCUGGAGUAUCCUCAGAUGUCGUGAAGGAUAGCUUAGGGAAGGCGGUAGAAGCUCGAAAGAAGGAUAUGGACGAGCGAUUGAAGGAGGUUUACAACUCCUUGGGACGAAUAGGAAAGUCACUGGAUAAAAGAUUUCCCGAGGCGCUCCCAAAAUAUCCUGUCCUAUUCAAUACUCCGGAGGCGACCAGGGCUCUGAACAGGGUGGUUGCAUUGCAUUUCAUUCGAAAUGGAGCAUUCGAUGUGGCAGAGACAUUCAUACAGGAGGCGAAUGUGGACACGAAGCCUAACACAAUGGACCAAUUCAUCGAAAUGCAUCGAAUUGUGGAUGCAUUGCGGUCGGAUGAUCUCCAACCUGCACUGGAUUGGUGCGCAUCGCAUCGGCCCUUCUUGCAGAAACGAACGUCAUCGCUAGAGUUCAACCUCCAUCGCUCACGGUACAUUCAUCUUCUGCUCAACUCAGGGGAUGCGGGCCCGGCACUGUCAUAUGCUCGUCGAUACUUUCCAGCUUUGUAUAAUGACCACUCCACCAAAAUCUCACGUCUUUUGAAUGCCAUCGUGUUCCUUCCAGCAGAGCGUCUAGCUUCAUCUCCGUACUCGGAACUGUUAGACCCAUCGGUGCAUGAGGAUUUGGAGACCCAGUUUUCUUUGGAGUAUUGUGCUUUGCUGCGAAUGAGCAAGGAGUCGCCUUUACGCUCUGUCGGCGAUAUUGGAGGGGCUGGUGCUCUGCUUCGCAUCGAGAAAGGAAAGAAGGUCAUGCAAGACAAGAAUACCGAUUGGGGUGCAUCUGCCGAGCUUCCGAUCGAGAUCCCUGUACCUCCUGAGUAUCGAUAUCAUUCUAUUUUCACUUGUCCAGUUUCCAAGGAGCAAUCGACUGAAGCCAAUCCACCCAUGAUGCUGACUUGUGGGCAUGUACUUGCGAUGGAGAGUGUCGGUAAGUUAACCAGAAACGGGGGACGUAUAAAGUGCCCAUACUGUCCUACCGAAUCCGUGGCUCCUCCUUUACAAGUCUAUUUCUGA